CAGCUCUGUGAGUCCGAGGCCGCGGCCGUGGCGCUGGGCGGCGGCGGGUCCGGGCCGAGGCCGCUCAUGGUGCCGCCACGACACCAUCGCGGGGCAGGAAGGCCAGGUGUGCUGAGUUCUUUACCUCCUUUUAGACUCAGAUCUGCCAAGUUUCCAGGCAUUCCUGUUGAAGAUCUCAGAAAGGCCUUCAAAGUAAGACUGCAGAUGGUGUGUGUAUUUAUCAUGAACCGGAUGAAUUCCCAGAGCAGUGGUUUCACCCAGCGCAGGAGAAUGGCUCUUGGGAUUGUUAUUCUCCUACUUGUUGAUGUGAUAUGGGUGGCAUCCUCAGAACUUACUUCGUAUGUUUUUACUCAGUACAACAAGCCGUUCUUCAGCACCUUUGCAAAAACAUCUAUGUUUGUUCUAUACCUUUUGGGCUUUAUUAUUUGGAAGCCAUGGAGACAACAGUGUACAAGAGGAUUUCGAGGAAAGCAUGCUGCUUUUUUUGCAGAUGCUGAAGGGUACUUUGCUGCUUGCACAACAGAUACAACUAUGAAUAGUUCUUUGAGUGAACCUUUGUAUGUUCCUGUGAAAUUUCAUGAUAUUCCAAGUGAAAAACCUGAGAACACAAACAUUGAUACUGAAAAAACUCCCAAAAAGUCUCGUGUAAGGUUCAGUAAUAUCAUGGAGAUUCGACAGCUUCCAUCAAGCCAUGCAUUGGAAGCCAAGCUGUCUCGCAUGUCACAUCCUACUGUGAAAGAACAAGAAUCCUUACUCAAAACUGUAGGGAAACUUACUGCAACUCAAGUAGCAAAAAUUAGCUUUUUUUUUUGCUUUGUGUGGUUUCUGGCAAAUUUGUCAUAUCAAGAAGCACUUUCGGACACACAGGUUGCUAUAGUUAAUAUCUUGUCCUCAACCUCUGGACUUUUUACCUUAAUUCUUGCUGCAGUGUUUCCAAGUAACAGUGGAGAUAGAUUUACUCUUUCUAAACUACUAGCUGUAAUUUUAAGCAUUGGAGGUGUUGUGCUGGUUAAUUUGUCAGGGUCUGAAAAAUCUGCUGGAAGAGAUACAAUAGGUUCCAUUUGGUCUCUUGUUGGAGCCAUGCUCUAUGCUGUCUAUAUUGUUAUGAUUAAGAGAAAAGUAGACAGAGAAGAUAAGUUGGAUAUUCCAAUGUUCUUUGGUUUUGUAGGUCUGUUUAAUCUGCUGCUCUUAUGGCCAGGUUUCUUUUUACUUCAUUAUACUGGAUUUGAGGACUUUGAGUUUCCCAAUAAAGUAGUAUUAAUGUGCAUUAUCAUUAAUGGCCUUAUUGGAACGGUUCUCUCAGAGUUCCUGUGGUUGUGGGGCUGCUUUCUUACCUCAUCGUUGAUAGGCACACUUGCACUAAGCCUUACAAUACCUCUGUCCAUAAUAGCUGACAUGUGUAUGCAAAAGGUGCAGUUUUCUUGGUUAUUUUUUGCAGGCGCGAUCCCUGUAUUUUUUUCAUUUUUUAUUGUAACUCUCCUCUGCCAUUAUAAUAAUUGGGAUCCUGUGAUGGUGGGAAUCAGAAGAAUUUUUGCCUUUAUAUGCAGAAAACAUCGUAUUCAGAGGGUUCCAGAAGACAGUGAACAGUGCGAGAGUCUCAUUCCUAUGCACGGUGUUUCUCAGGAGGACGGAGCUAGUUAGCUGUUGUCUGUAGUCCAGCUUUUACUGUUACGAUAGUCACCCAUGCACAUAGUUGAGAGAGUUCGAGUUCUAGUUCUACGAGAUUGCUCGUACAGAGCAGUUGCCGCCUGCCCUGCCCACCUGCUUCUGCUCUCGUCCCACUCCAAGAAGUCAACGUGAAACUCGCCAGUUGUUUUGACCCCCCUCUUCCCCCCCCUCCCCCCACCCCACCUCACACGCUGUCUUCAAGUACCACACUUAUACUUCUGUUUCUUGAUUUCUCUGUUUUAGGCAUCUUCAGUUGAUGUUCCCACUUUGGUAGAUGAGGAUAGAUUACAUUCAAGUUUCAUCCUCCUCUCUCCCCACCCCAUUUGCCUGCUUUUCCACCACCUCCUCAUCCCAGUGUACUUAUUGUAUAAUUAUGGAUAGAUUUGUAAGCAGUGUUUGCAUGGUCAUGGUGAUGUAAAUGUUACUUUUACCUGAGUCAUGGUGGAUUGUGCUUGGCAUUUCCACAGUCCAGAGACCCUUUGUUACACUUUUAGAGAAUACACUUCACAUUUUCUCUGGGGAUAGAGAAGGGGCACUUGACCAGCUGUAAAAAGUAAGGCAGGACAUUUGAAUGUCUAACUGCUUUUUCUAUAAACCGUGCCAGUCUUUCUGUUUUAGCUGUUUCUUCACUCCUCCUUUUAGAGAUACCUGCUUCGCUGUUGUUUUCUAGUCUCUGCUCUUCCCUUUGUCCAUGUGACUUUUUCCUUAAGAAAAAUCCCUUUAUUUUCUUUUUACUGAGGUUUUGGCAGCAAAGUAGAACCAAAUAUGUUUACUUACCAUCUUUAAAUUUUAAAAAGUACAUAUAGUUAUUUUUUAAAGCUUUGUAGUGCUGUAACGUAUGCACUCUCUCCCUACUGUGUGUGCAUUAUUCCCAUGGUCACACUCAUGCCCCCCCCCCCGCCCCCCCCCCCAGCAAGGACUCAGUAAAUUUGGGAGUGAGAACUGGAUAAGAGGAGAUAGUGAAGACGGACCUCGGCAGAGUGUAAAGGAAAGGUGUGGCAGGAGUCUUUGUUGCAUCGGGGUAAUGGUGGGUAUGCCAUGAGUCAAACUGUCACCACAUGAUCUGUAAGCAGCGUUGGCCUUAGACACUGCUGUGGAACUCACUCCCAUGCGCUUUUAGUGCUCACCUCCGGUUCCAGUAUCCAGUUGUUAAGUGUAAUAAACUGUGUUUGUUAUAUAUUUCAAUGUUAAGAUAAUUUGCUUUUUACAGUAUAAACUGUAAAAAUUAAAGCUAUGACAGUUAUAAUCUAAUGAUGA
Leopardus geoffroyi (Geoffroy's cat) is the source of this 2925-nucleotide messenger RNA. It is a transcript of the gene SLC35F5, whose product is annotated as solute carrier family 35 member F5. Bases 67 to 1641 code for a protein of 524 amino acids. Gene Ontology annotation, biological process: regulation of peptide transport. The record is from RefSeq and is a predicted model, not a curated record. The transcript has 16 exons. NCBI's taxonomy places the organism in Eukaryota, Metazoa, Chordata, Mammalia, Carnivora, Felidae. Gene Ontology annotation, cellular component: membrane.